UCUUACCUGAACAACAUAAGGGAUGACAUAAAACUUAUUUUUUUAAAGAGAAGGUUUCCUGUUUUUUAUUUCUAUUCUACCUAAGAAAGGUUUUGACGAGCAGCAAAUAAGUCAAAUGGAUUCACCUCUGUCUUUUCAGAUAAAAUGUUCAGUGUGUUUGAGCGAUUUUACAGAUCCAGUGACUCUCACUUGUGAGCACUACUUUUGCCGAAAAUGCAUUACAGGCCACAUGCAGGCCAGCUUGGGACCUACUGCUUGUCCAGAAUGCAAUAAGCCUUACAGCAAAGACGACCUGAAAUCCAGCCGUCUACUGAGGAACAUCACCUCGACAGUGAGAGAGCACCUUUCUGCUAGGCGUAAAGCAGAUAAUACAGAAAACCCUGAAUCUAAAAAUGUCAGAGAACCCUUAAAGCCUUCUGAAGCAGAGCUGGUAUGUUCAGAGCAUGAUGAGAAACUCAAACUGUUCUGUGACACGGAUCAGAAGCUGGUAUGUGUCAUCUGCAGAGAUGGAGACAAACAUAAAGGUCAUAUGUUUAAACCUUUGAAAGAGGCUGCUGAGAUCAACAAGGGGGAGGUAAAGACUGCUUUGGGUUUUCUUGCUAAAGAGAACAGACAGAUGGAUUACAUGAUACAGCAACAGACAACACUGAUCACCAAAACUGAGCACAGGUGGUACAUCAGGUUUUUCACAACAAUGACAAAGAACCAUUCAAUCAAGACAAAGGAGAAAUCCAAAACCCUAUUAGCUCAGAUCUCUGCUCAGUUUGAAGAAAUGCACCAGUUCCUGCGCCAAAAAGAGGAUGAGGUGAAGAAACAGUUGCAAAAACAGGAGAAUAAAAUUACUGAAUUCAUGCAGAAGAACCGGUCAGUGAUAGACAGAAGAUUUAUGGAGAGUAAAGGGAAGGAGUUUCUGCUGCAGUCUGGGCUGAAGAUUGAACAACUCGAUCUUUUUUUACAGUGGUGGAAUGAAAAAGGAUUUCCAGUGAUUGAGGGCAUGAAGAACAAAGGGAGUGUGACACCAGAAGUUAUCAAAUAUACAUCUAAGGUGAAAGAUCUUACUGUGGUCCCAGACACUUUCUUCCUUGGCCUGUGUGAAACUCACCUGCAGUUUUUUGUGUGGAAAGAGAUGCUCGGAUCCAUCAAACCAGUUCCUGGGAUUUUAACUUUGAAAAAUCCUGGAGAUUCUUACUUAAAAGUUUCACCAGGGGGCACCAGAAUCCGUCAAGCUGACAGAAUGUCUGCUUUGUAUAAAGACUUCAACCCUGGUACUGUUUCAGUGGAAAACUUCAAAUCCGGUCAGCACUACUGGGAGGUAGAGGUUGGGGAGAAACCAGACUGGACAGUGGGGAUUAUGAUGGGUGAAGUCAAUCUGAAAACAAAGUCAGCUGAGAGUGAGAUCCAACUCCACCUUAAACAUAAUGAAGGAUUUGUCCUGUCUUGUGAUGGACGGGAUACUCCAUUAAGUACUCGGGACAAACCAAGAAAAAUAGGCUUGUAUCUUGACUGUGAGAGAAAGCAGAUAUCUUUCUACAAUGCUGACAACAUGUCUAGAAUGGCCCAGAGAAACUACAGCUCAAAGCAGCCCUGCUGUGUUAGUCUGGUGCCAGGACUGUACCUAAAGGGAGAGAACAGUGACUCUCUCAAUGUAUGCAUAUAUGGUGCUAACACCACCAAGCUCUAAAGUGUCGGUCCAGUGAUCUGGAUUGUUAAUCCUACAACAUUCAUUAAAUCACCUAAAUGACUUUAGAGAGUAACAGAUGACUACAGUAGAUUCAUAUUUGCAUGCUGCUAUUUGAGGGUCAUGAGUGUUUCUUUUGUUUGUAAUCUACUGCUGACCUAUUGUUCAAUAUUAAUUGCAAUAACACAUUUAAUACUUAAUGCACAAUGUUGAAAAUAAAGGUGCAGAAGGUUCUUCACAGCAAUGUCAUCGAAUAACCAUUUUUGGUUUCACAAAGAACCAUUUAGUCAAAUGUUCUUUAAAGAACCACUUCUUUCCUACCUUUACAUAAUCUUCGGAUGUUAAGGGUUCUUUAUGGAACCAUUUAGACAAAAAGGUUCUUCUAUUUAUUUUUAAGAGUGCAUUGUAGAAAUAGAUCUGAGAUGAUAUAUCGCGUCAUUAUUUCAUCUCUCCUGUGAGGUGCGUUGGAUAACAGCGUCUGAUAAAUGUCUAUAUGUAAAUAUAUGCUAAAUUUAAUAUUAAUGGUACUGAUCUCA
Triplophysa dalaica is the source of this 2214-nucleotide messenger RNA. RefSeq names its product nuclear factor 7, ovary-like. Bases 116 to 1681 code for a protein of 521 amino acids. Lineage: Eukaryota; Metazoa; Chordata; Actinopteri; Cypriniformes; Nemacheilidae. The record is from RefSeq and is a predicted model, not a curated record. The transcript has 7 exons. Gene Ontology annotation, molecular function: protein binding; zinc ion binding.